AUGGAAGAAGAUAUUGUUUCAAUGUCAACUCUUCUGGUGAACGGUAAAUACGAAGACUGCAGUAAAGUCGGGUUAAACCCUUUCUGCAAGCUUAACCCAGUUCCAGAGGAUGACACAGGGGCUAGUCAGGCCGUGGAAGAAGAGGAGGUGUCUCGCUCUUCCGGUGACUCGUCUCAGACCCAAUUUCCGGCCUUCAAGACUGCCCCUGGUGGCCAAGCCAAGUCCAAGAAGGCCAAGGUAACUAAGCCGGUGGAAAACCCACCAGUCCUUGCAUCUGAACCGGCCAUGCCAUCUUCUCCACCAUUGACUGAAGCUCCAGAAGACCUGCCUGUCAACGCUGAAGACCAUCUGAAUGCCAACGACAUAUUAUCCGGCUAUCUCAGCCAUGUACACUCCAGCCGUGACUCAGAGAUCGAAAUGGUCAAGCAGUUGCAGCUGAAGUACGAGGAAACAUUGAGAACCAACUUGGCCGCCAAGAAGAAAACCUGGGCUGAAGAGAAAACGUUGCUGACACAACACGCCGAGAAAGCUGAAGCAGCUCUUGAAGAGGUUACUUCGGAGCUGACCUAUUUAAAAGACCAGGUGUCUCAAAUGGUGUCCGCUAUCUUCGGUCCACGAAGCAAGAACCUGAGCCAAGACAAUGUGACUAAACUAAAGGCGGUGUAUACUUUAGUAGAACAAUUGUUGUCCCAUGCUUUUCCUCCCCAAUCCCGAAGCCACCGCCACCCGCUCUUCCUUGUUGUUCGGGAGCUUGUCCCAUCGCCGCCAGAUCCCUUCUUCCUCGGGAUUUCUCUCUCUCGAUCCACCCAACCAUACAACCUCCAUCUUCCCCGAUCCAAAAAGCCUCCACCUCCUCCCUUUGAUUCGUCGUCGUGCCCGCCUACAGAUCAAGCAGGAGGCUCGAUCCCCAGCCACCUCUCUGCCCGAACUCCUCCUCUGCUCCCAGACCCAGGCCGCUGUCUGGCCUCGCCUGCCGGCAACCAGCUCCUCGGUGGAAAAGGCGUGGCAGCCGCCUCGUCCCGAAGCAAGCUCGCCGGUGUUCCUCGCCGUCGUCGCGCCGGAGCCCGAGGAGUUUGCACCGUCCAUUCCCGCGCCCCGCUCGUCCCGGAGUUCCCUGCUUCGCCAAGACCACCGACGCUGCUUCGCUCGAGCGACCGCAGCCUCGGGAGGAGCCUGAGAGCCUCCUCCUGCUCGACCCUGCCGCCUCACUACGGACCUCAUCCAGCAUGGACCUCGCCGGAGCUCCGCAGGAGCUCAUCGCGCGCCGACCGUCCCGAGCUCCAAUCCGCGACUCCCCUUGCCGGAUUUGAAGCCAGGCACCUCCCCGUGCUCAGUUCUGCCCGUUCCGGCCGGUUCCCGUCGACCCUGUCGCCAAGACCCUUGUCGUUGUCUUCUCCAUUGCCAUGGCUCUGCUCCUGUUUCUGUUUCUUCAGGAAUGAGAAUAGCAGCAGCUCGUCUCGCACGCGUUGACCGAGCAGAGGGCUAGCAGGCCCAGCUGCGCGCCCCCUGCCGGCCUCCCCUCUCCACCAGCCGGGCCUUGGCCCAUGUGAGCAACGCCCAGCCCCUAUCCUGUAUUUGUUGGGCUAGGUGGUUUCAGCCGAUGGGCGUGUUUUUUUCCAGGACGAAUUUACUAAUUUUUCCUUCACAUGCAUAAUUACAGAUUAAUGCCAUCAUUUUAAAAUGCUCACACCUAAACAACCAUGCACCGGUUAAAAAUAAAUUAUAUAUGUAACUUGACUAGAAUUUCAUAUAGUUUCACAAUAUCCAACUUUCAUGCAUGUUAAAAAUGCUUAAAUUGUUGUUUGUUUAAAUUUGUUCAAAUGCCAUGCUAAAAUGCUUUAUUUCAUAACUUAAUAACCGUAGCUCCAAAUUUAAUAAACUUUAUAUGUAAA
Triticum aestivum (bread wheat) is the source of this 1892-nucleotide messenger RNA. RefSeq lists its product as uncharacterized. The record is from RefSeq and is a predicted model, not a curated record. Lineage: Eukaryota; Viridiplantae; Streptophyta; Magnoliopsida; Poales; Poaceae. The coding region runs from base 1 to 1470 and encodes 489 amino acids. The transcript is spliced from 10 exons.